AUGCUUGGAGUCUUGUUGCCUAACGAUUCACUCGCUUCGGAUAAAGAUCGUGCAGUUAUGAUGAUUGCCGACAAAAUUCAUACGUUUGCUGUGUAUGGGGAGAUUGUUCAAGGUAAGUCAAAAUGUUAGUUUAACAAGGUUUAGCAAAUUUGGUAUCAAAAAGUAUCACUAGGACAAAAAUAUUGACCUUGAAAGAAGGGGUUGUUUUUAAUAGUUUUGAGGCGUUUUUCAGGUCUCAAAUGGUAUCCCUAAAACUGCAAGCUGCUUUUUCUUUAAAGCCAUGACAAAAUCAAGGCCAAAGAAAGGGUUUUCGGCCAAAUUUAUGCCUUGGUAUAUGUUAUGCUUUAUAUUGACCAAUUUUCAUCAAAGUCUGCGUUUAAUCUAUAAAACAUAAAUUUCAGGUGCCCUCUGUUACGUCGUCAAUGUGAUAUUUUGCCAUCGAUUUAUCCGCGCUUCCCGAUGGCAUAUUAAUUUUCGGGUCUUAUUAGUGGCAACCAAUUUUAUGACCAGUUUAUUGGCAACAGUCCACCCGCUAGUGCAUAUCAUUCCCUUCGACAAAACGCCAUUCGACAAUAAAAAGUACUGGGAAGCGUUUGUUUUGUACUUCUUGCACUUUAUCAUCCACAUUACAAUCGCCUUUGCGCAUGUCAAAUUCUUGGUUCUGGGCUAUGAGAGAUGGGUGGCGUUCAAGGAUCGGUCGUCUUACGAACAAAGAGGAUACGACUUGGCGGUGCGACUAAUUGUAGUGACGGUAAGGGUGAUUUUAAAGGCUUGCUUACACAUAGCAUAGAGAAAAAACAACGUUAAUUCAGCGUGGUUAAAGAUUUUUCCUGGUCAAGAUUUUAUCAAGGUAGCGUUUCGUUACAAAUAGCAUUUCGGAGAAAAUCUUGAGCUAUUUUUUUCUUGCCAAUGGUCUUCAGAUAGGUCAAGCCGCGGAGCUUACUAAGAAAAGGAAACGAUUGUAGUACUGACAUGGAAAAAAUUAGGGGAAAUGUUUUGUAAACGUGCCAAACAAAGGUCAAAUUAAAGAUGGGUUUUCUUAGAAGCUAUUUUGUCCUUUUUGGAGUUUCUGACAUGCACUACUAACUAUUACAGUAGGAGAUCUGAUCCAGGGGCAAAAAAAGUACCAUUUUGCACCCGGAAAGAGUCAAAAUGCUUCCCUCUCCAAAUGAAAAAACCCCGAUUUCAAAAGCGCGCCCGCUCUUUUUGUGAGGGAAAUGACCCGCCUUCAAAACGAAGUUUUUUUUCAUUUGGAGAGGGAAGCAUUUUGCCACAUUUUUGAUUCUUCCCGGAUGCAAAGUGGUACCUUUUUUGCCACUGGAUCAGGUCCCCCACUGUAUUGCAUGUACUAGACUACACGCCUAACAAGGAGAAAAUUAAACGGCUCGGCCCAGGAGCCAUGUCCACCGGUACCAAAGAAGCCACUAUAAAGCCAACGAAUUAAUUUUUACACUUCUUCUUUCAGAUCUCCCUGCUCAUUGGAAUUAUCGUCAUCAAAGCGAUCAUUUUCCUCAACUUUGGAACCGACAAGAGUAUGGAUCAGAAGUUGCUCAAAAUUUUUACCGUUCAUGAGUCCAAGGAGUACUUCGCGGUCUCGUUUUUUCUGACCUUUCUUUCUUCCACUACUGGAAUUGCCGUAAGUUCUUGCACUUUCUCAAGCGAUAUUUUUUAGUAGAUAUUUUUUCCAUGACAUCACCUUGCUAUCUUAACAACAUUCGUAAAACAUGUAUUACUUUCAGGAACUCUGUCUCCUUCAAUUCCAAGCCCCUAAACUAUGCUACAAGGGACAAACUUUGAGUGAGAAUUUCGAAAUCCGACAGACAGCUGCAAUAACCAAACUAAUGAGCCCAAUGUUGACAGGCUAUGCCAUCACGUUAGUCGCAGCGUUCGCAACGAUAUGUGUGUAUCCGGUAUUCCUGCACUUCUAUCCGGACAAUGAAGUGGUCACCGAGGCGGUUUAUCAGACUUGUUGUCAGGUGAGUAGAGUGCAUAGAAACAGUCAACUAUCAAGUCUGUCAAUCAAAUUCAUGCAAAACUUACAGGGGAAGUGCUCCAAGUGCGAUGCUCAGAUUUUCGUAAAAAUAGCAGAUUUUUAAGUCAAAAGUUGGCAAAAAUGAGAAGCGUUUUGGCGAACCUUGGCAUGAAGAGUUUUAUACCUAUUUCUACUGUAGAGAGUAAUGUUUCCACAAAAAAAAAUAUUUUUUCCAUGCGAAACUGACAAAGAUAAGCCCAAAAAGAGGUUUUAAAUAUCUCAAGCCGCACUCCUUUCGAGAACUUUGUCGGCCGCAAAGAUUGUAGAAUAUCUCGGCUGCCCUAAAAAGCACAAGCUAAAAUUUUCAUAAAUUUAUGUGUGGCCUAUGCCCAGCUUGUGCGCAAAAAUUAAAGAAAAUCCGAGAUUCGCACUUUACUUCUCUUGUUAGUAAAAGGUUCCUGUGAUAAAAUAUCAAGGACAUCUUUUAAGAAGCGGGUAAGCACGUCGAUCCAGCGCAUUUCCUGAACCGUUUCGAAACUUCGUAUUGUUUUCUUUGAUUUAAAAGAGAGACGAAAUGUCGCGAAAUUAUCGGCACUUUUUCUCGCCCGAAGUAAUUGCUUUUACUCGAAAAGGAAGAAGAAAGAUAAGAAAAUGCUUAUUACAGGAUAGUGACAUUUUGUUUUGAACGAAUCACCAAAAAGGGGCGGGAAAUUUUUUCUUCUAUUUUGGAUUGACGCGGACCCGGGCUUUUCAAAUCUCCCCAGGCCCGGCCCGAUUGUCACCUCAAAGUACCGCUGAAGACUAUUUUUAUAGCUCGUAAUCCAAUUUAAACCCCCGUUUUUAGUUGAUCCUUUACUCUUAAUAAAAUUUCAAAUAAGCAGCAGGUGAAAAAAUUUGUACUUUAUUUUGACCAGAGAGUUUGAAAGUUUAGGGGGUAAAAACCUAAUUACAAAGAACCGAAUUAAAAAGAAAAACUAAAAAUAUUUGGAAAUUACUGUAAAUGUUAUUUUCUACUCAGGCAUUCUGUAAUCAAGACUGGAAAGCUUAAGAUUAUUUUGCCUUCAGAAAAAAUUGUAGAACAAAAAAAACAAAAAAAAAAGUUGAAAUGACUUGUAAUGACUACAAAUUUUGGUCUUUAUCGUAGCAGUCACCGAUAAGUGUAGUCUUAGCUUCGGGGAACGGACUAAAAAUAUUUUUUGUACAUAUAAGUUUGAAAUUAAAAAAACAUUUUUCUAUGUUUCAAACUACGUUGACCACUUCUGGCUUCGUUUAGUCUUAACAGUCGACCAUCUUAGAAGUUACACUGCGAACAACAAGUCCGACCAGUACUGUGAACAUCCACAUAACGGCUGAACACGCAAUAUUAUACAAUACUUAAAAUAAAUUCUGGAAUUUUCAACAUUGUAAACAAGAGCGAGUACAACAAAAUUUUUAAAGCGUCCUAUAAAAAAAUAUUAAUUUGUUUUUUUUCAGGUCGACUACUUCAUUGUGAGUUGCUAUUCCAUGGCCACCAGCAUCUAUAUCGUCAAAUUGGGGAAGCGGAACCCGAACUCGGUCUUCUUCAAAACCAAUCCCUACGUGCAAGAGAAGGAGGAUCAGAAUGCGCAUUUCGAGGUCCUGUUCGAGACUUGGAAAUAG
Messenger RNA from Bursaphelenchus xylophilus (pine wood nematode), 3610 nucleotides. NCBI's taxonomy places the organism in Eukaryota, Metazoa, Nematoda, Chromadorea, Rhabditida, Aphelenchoididae. The record is from the annotation of a GenBank genome assembly.